Messenger RNA from Hypoxylon trugodes, 1143 nucleotides. RefSeq lists its product as uncharacterized. The coding region runs from base 1 to 1143 and encodes 380 amino acids. The transcript has a single exon. Lineage: Eukaryota; Fungi; Ascomycota; Sordariomycetes; Xylariales; Hypoxylaceae. The record is from RefSeq and is a predicted model, not a curated record.
AUGGCAGUCAAUGAAACAACCGAGACGAGGGAGGGGCAUGAGAUCUCAACUGUGAGCUCUUCGACGUCGGCCAACCGCGAGAAUGCCCCAGCUUUGACAACCGCUCAGGGUCAAGAGGGGAACGCAGCAAAAAAUGUCCAAACGCCCUCGCCUAUACGUCAACAACCGUUACCACAACCAUACCCGCAGUAUCAAGCACCGUAUGCGCCUUAUCCGUAUCAGCACCCUCAACCUUACCCUUACGCUCAAGUUCGAGUCCUUCCCCCGUAUUCCAAGCCUUGGACAGUCACCAAGCUCGUGCUCACAAUUUUGACGCUCGUUUUCGCUAUCGUAAUUAUGGCUCUCUCGUGCGCUCUCCUUCCUGAAGGAGGCGACGGAGAAGGUUACGCAUUAUUCGGCCUUCCAAUCAGCAUUGCCUCUAUCCUGUGGAACGGCGCCGAGCUCAUCACUUACGCCGUCCGUGCGCGGAAGAAUGUCAAACGAGGUAUACAUCCAGGUGCUCACGUCGGCCUGCACCUAUGUUUCUGGAUCGCUUGCGUAUUCGGUGUUUUCUUCGCGGUUGGGAUAUCCAUCAGUACGCGAUCAAUGAUCAGGGAGUGCGCCGACUAUGACAGCGAUAGCCGCUACUACUAUAACUAUUGCGACAGUUACGGCUACCGAGAUACCGAGUACAUGAACAACACGUACUUGCCACUCACUCAGUCCGUAAUCGCGUUCUUCUGCAUGAUCACAAUCACCCACUUCGUCCUUUUCGUCCUGGCAUGUAUCGACACCCACAAGCGCAACUUACUGAAGCCUGCUGGAGUCGUCUUGCCCCCAGUACCGCCUAACGGAGCCAUGUACUACCCUCCCGCCCAAGUACCCGGCGCUGCGCCUUAUUACCCGUAUCCUAUGCCCGUUGCACCUGAGCAAGUACGAUAUGCUGGGGCGCCUAGCGCACCCGGCGCCCCUGGUGCGACGGAGCCGAAGACCCUGAACCCGGCUGCGGCAGGACAGAACUUUCAACCUCUAGCUGGAUUCUAUGCGCCGCCACCGAUGUCGCAAGCAUACCAGCCCCCAACUCAUCCUGCGCAGCAAUCCGCCUCGGGAUCUGAUCACGAGAAGACCGUAUCUACGCCGGCAGCAGCUGGCCAGGCUGUAUGA